Molecule: messenger RNA, 1326 nt
Organism: Abrus precatorius (Indian licorice)
Lineage: Eukaryota; Viridiplantae; Streptophyta; Magnoliopsida; Fabales; Fabaceae
Product: primary amine oxidase 2-like
Exons: 5
Coding region: 1-1326 (441 amino acids)
Biological process (GO): amine metabolic process
Molecular function (GO): copper ion binding; quinone binding; primary methylamine oxidase activity
Source: RefSeq, a predicted model, not a curated record
AUGAAAAUUGUUGGAUACAAUGAUAGGUAUGUUUUUGCGGUGCCCAAAGCAGAGGGCACUGACUAUAGAGCUUCUAAGCUGAAGCCACUCUUUGGCCCGGAACUGAAGGGAAUAUCUUGCACGCAAAGUGGUGGACCUGGAUUCAUCAUCGACGGCCAUUCUGUAAGUUGGGCGAACUGGGUCUUCCAUGUGGGAUUCGACGUUCAGUUUGGUCCAAUAAUAUCUCUGGCAUCAAUAUAUGAUCUCCAGAAGCAGAAAUAUCGACGGGUACUAUACAGAGGAUUCAUAUCAGAGCUGCAUGUCCCAUAUCAAGACCCAACUGAGGAAUGGUAUUACACAACCUACUUUGACUGUGGUGAAUAUGGCUUUGGAAAGACUAUGUCCUCACUGCAACCAUUCACCGAUUGCCCUGCCAAUGCUGCAUUCCUAGAUGCAUACUAUGCUACUUCAGAUGGUACUCCUGUAAAGAUAGCCAAUGCUUUUUGCAUAUUUGAAAAGUAUGCUGGUGAUAUCAUGUGGCGUCACACAGAAACUGCAAUCCCAGAUGAAGUGAUAACUGAGGUGAGGUCAGAUGUAAGCCUAGUGGUGAGAACGGUUUCAACUGUGAGCAACUACGACUAUGUCAUAGAUUGGGAAUUUAAACCCAGUGGCAGCAUCAAACUUGGGGUUGGGCUUACCGGGAUAUUAGGGAUGAAGGCAGGGAAAUACACCAACACGGAUCAAGUAAAAGAGGACAUCUACGGCACACUGCUAGCAGAUAAUACUAUUGGUGUUUACCAUGACCACUUCUUGACCUAUCAUCUUGACCUUGACAUUGAUGGUGAAGCCAACUCCUUUGUCAAGUCUAAUUUAGAGACUGUAAGAGUGAAAGAACAUACCAUACCCAGGAAAAGUUAUUGGAAAGUUGUAAGUGAAACAGCUAAAACCGAAGCUGAUGCCAGAAUCAACCUGGGGUUCAAGGCUUCUGAGCUAGUAGUGGUAAAUCCUAAUAAGAGGACCAAACAAGGAAAUAAAAUUGGGUACCGUUUGCUUCCAGGCUCAGUGGUGCACCCACUUUUGUUGACUGAUGAUUAUCCACAAAUCAGAGCUGCAUUCACCAAUUAUAAUGUAUGGGUCACACCAUACAACAAAUCUGAGCAACGGGUAGCAGGAUCAUAUGUUGAUCGCAGCAGAGGCGAUGAUACUUUGGCUGUUUGUUGUCUAAGGGAAAGAGAGAUUGAGACUAAGGACAUAGUAUUGUGGUACACAUUGGGAUUUCACCAUGUUCCUUCCCAAGAAGAUUUUCCAGUCAUGCCAACGUUGAGUGGUGGAUACCAAUUUCUUUGA